Messenger RNA from Verticillium dahliae VdLs.17, 1455 nucleotides. RefSeq lists its product as uncharacterized. Bases 1 to 1455 code for a protein of 484 amino acids. Lineage: Eukaryota; Fungi; Ascomycota; Sordariomycetes; Glomerellales; Plectosphaerellaceae. The record is from RefSeq and is a predicted model, not a curated record. The transcript has a single exon.
AUGGGCCGUUUCGACCACAAGAAGUCUCGUCUGCCCACCCGAGAGGGUGCCGGAUCUCGCCCUUCUCUUCGCAGCCUUAUAUCGGCACCAGUGGGACCGAUUCAUCGCAGUAACGGCCAAGACCUCCAGCGGAGCGAGGGAUUCUCCAUCGUCCCCUCGAUCGACUCCUGCGCCGGCUCUAACCCUAAUAACCCAACCGUAGGUGAACAGAGCAAAGAGCAUCUCGAUAUGGCCGACGCCCGAAGCAACAACAAUGGUCGGAUCAUGGAAGGCGGUGUCGACAAAACUCGGCUCCGCAUUCCGACCAGCUCUUCGACACCUAUGGUAAGACGGCUUUCUGCAAGCUACAGGGGUGGCCGGCCGCCUGUUGGAAGCCCUGUUACUGCCAGCGAGAACAAGACGACAACUCGUGGCACCCUUGCCAUGUCACGAACGACUAUUGGUUCUAAUGCAUCGGCCACCAAGUUCCAAUCCCAGCUCAGGGUUGGUGAGUCAGGACGUGCCAGUCUGGGCAGCAUGAAGCCAUUGCCCGAACUGCCAGCUGUGAAGCAAACCAAGGGCAGACUGAGCUUGUUCACCGGAAAGAAGAGCAACUCAACUUUCAGUCUUGGCACCAAGGCCAAUUUCCAGACUAAAAAGCCUUCAUUCGAGCCCACAACCAAGACGGCUACCUCGGACAUCGAGAUCAAGUCCAUCGCCUACCCGCACGCUCCUCCUCCCAAGCCUCGUCUCACCAAGUCGAGAACUCUCGCGGCACUGACUAACCUGACUGCCUCUCUCUCACGAACAUCGCUCGUCUCGGACCGCAAAGCCAGUUCCUCUUCCAAGGCCAGCGUGCCUUCCGUCAGAACUGCCUCGCCCGCGGUAUCCACCCUAACCCCUUUCCCCGUCCUUCCCGAGGAACCCCCCGUGUCUUCUCAGCCCAACGAUGUCACAUCGGCCCAGCCCUCGGCGUACUGGUCGGGGAGAUACCUUGCCCUCCACGACAGAUACAAGUCAGAAGCCAACCUGACCGAAGCCCCGAUGCGUACCCUUCUCGCCCAGACGCCGAACCGCAUCACCCCGCGCUCGGGUCUCACGCAGAGCAACACCACCGUCGGACUGACGACCCUGACCAGCUUCCAACAGACCAGCAUUCCCUCUGUCGCCACAGGUCGCACCUACGUCGACGACGAACCCAUCGCCAUCUCCGUGUUCCGCCGCCUUGAGGAGCUCUGCACCACGCCCGAGGCCCGCGAGAGCCUGCGAGCCUGGCAGCUGUCGUACGCGCGCAAGAUCAACUGCGUCAAGCUGCUCCCCCCGGGCGAGACGAUGGAUGGCUCUGCUCCUCCUCGUGGUGAGGGCGUCGUCGCUCGUUUCCUGGCCCGCAAGAGCGUCAGUGAGCACACGGAUGGAAAUGCACUCCGCAGCGACUUGAAGAAGUCCGUUGUCAGCAAGAAACCGAACAAUGUCUGA